CAGCUAAUGCCCAAAAAUGGCGGAGAAGGCAAAUUUCCGAAAUAUUUUGCAAAUUUGCUAAACUAUUGAAAAAAUGCCCAAGAAAUAUUCCAUACAGUAUUCUGCUUCAUCUGAUUUAAGUCUUAAGGGAUCCAGGGUCAUAUUGAGAGCACAAAAGCAGCGGUUGAGGGAUGCUACGCGAGUAAAAUUAUGCUUUGCUUGAAAAGUGGAUGGAACUGAAGCAGCUUCAUUGCAAUUUAGGAAUGAAGAAUUGCAGGCCUGGAGAAUAGAGUUAAUAUUUCAAUUAUUUGCUUGUAACUAUUGAAAAAAUGUCCAGGAAAACUCCCAAACAGGGCUCUACCUCACUUGACUUAAGUAGUGAAGAAGCAAAGGCCAUAUUAAAAACCCACCAAAGGCGGUUAAGAGAGGAUAAAAAAGUGAAUCUAGGCUCUGCACAUGAAAAAUGGAUGGUACUUAAAGAAAAAGUUAAAAUGAAAUCGCAUGGAGAUGUGGCAUUAUUUUUGUUAAACUUUUAUGAAAAGUGGGAGAAAAAGGUAGAACCGGAAACAUCUCAAGAGUCAGACCUUAAACCAAUAGCUGGAUGGAACAUUCCAAUAGAAAAGGAGUAUGAUUUAACAAGGAAGCAGAGUAGUGAACUACAGAAUUUGGGGAAACUUGCUGUCAAAUUUAGUGACAUUUCAUCAAAAUUAACAACAUUGAGAAAAGACACAAAAUCUGCAGAUAUUAUUUUCCUCAUUAAAGAUGGUGCUGAAGUAACUGCUCACAAAACAAUACUUUCUCUUUUUAGUAAAGCAUUGCCAGAGAAUGUUGUUAGAAAGUGUAUUAAUCCAAUACUCAGUGAUGCAACACAAUGUGGUCUCGAUGGUUUCCUUGAUUUAGUAUAUGGCCUUGGAGUGACACUUUCACAUGAAAACUUUGAUGAUAUAUUACAUGUUGCUGAAGUUCUCAA
Owenia fusiformis is the source of this 949-nucleotide messenger RNA. Lineage: Eukaryota; Metazoa; Annelida; Polychaeta; Sabellida; Oweniidae. The record is from the annotation of a GenBank genome assembly.